Molecule: messenger RNA, 2842 nt
Organism: Girardinichthys multiradiatus
Lineage: Eukaryota; Metazoa; Chordata; Actinopteri; Cyprinodontiformes; Goodeidae
Gene: hnf4b
Product: hepatic nuclear factor 4, beta
Exons: 10
Coding region: 236-1396 (386 amino acids)
Biological process (GO): cell differentiation; anatomical structure development; positive regulation of transcription by RNA polymerase II
Molecular function (GO): zinc ion binding; RNA polymerase II cis-regulatory region sequence-specific DNA binding; nuclear receptor activity
Source: RefSeq, a predicted model, not a curated record
CAGGACAUCGCACAGGAAGCUUCUCGGCUCACUAAAAGAACGUUUGGAGUUACGCUCAUUGGGAACCCUCUCAGAAGAUAAAAAUCAAAAGCAGACAAAUAAAGGAAAGGGACUGAACUGAUACUGUGAAGAACUGUGAGAAAGAGGCACCGGACUGAUAUAAUAACCUCACUGUUUCAGCUGAUACUGGUGGAGUUUUGUAGAUCAGGCUUGAAAACCAUCAACCGUCUGAACCAUGAAGCUUAUUGGAACAAUUAUUCUUCCAGCAACCCCUGAAGACAUUAGUAGUUCUUUGCUGACACCACUACAAAGAAAUACAACAGAUGCACCAGGACCAGCAUCCACAUCAUCAGUUUCUCAGACUGAUGGAGGUGGAAGUUGUUGUUUUAUAUGUGCAGACAGAGCCACGGGUAAACACUAUGGUGCAUCCAGCUGUGACGGCUGCAAGGGCUUUUUCAGGAGGAGCAUUCGCAGCAACCAAACAUACAACUGUAGGUUCAACCAGAGGUGUAUUGUGGACAAAGACAAAAGGAACCAGUGUCGUUACUGCAGACUGCAUAAAUGUUUCAAGGCUGGAAUGAGAAAGGAAGCUGUUCAGAAUGAGAGAGACUGCAUCAACCCCCACAGAGCCAAGGGACAACCAGUAGGAACUCUGUCCAUCAACGUGUUGCUGCAGGCAGAGAACAGUGUGCAACAGAGUCAUGAUAUCAGCACCAAGAAAACAGCCUGUGUGGGAGACGUGUUUGAAUCAAUGAAGCAACAGCUCCUCCUGCUGGUGGAAUGGGCGAAACACAUCCCGGAGUUUUGCCGCCUUCACAUAGACGACAGGGUAACUCUUCUACGAACUCACUCUGCAGAACACCUUAUUCUGGGGGCAGCAAGACGGUCGCUACCUUAUAACGACGUUAUUCUUUUAGGGAAUGACUUUGUGAUCCCCCUGAGAGAAGCUGAGUUAGAGGUGUCCAGAGUGGCUCUCAGGAUCCAGGAGGAGCUUGUCAAGCCUCUCAGGGAACUGGACAUUACAGAUAAAGAGUUUGCUUGCCUCAGAGCCAUAGUUUUCUUUGCCCCAGACUGUCCAACGCUUGAGAACCCUCGGGUGAUCCGAUAUUUGCGUCUCCAGGCCCACGUUCUGCUAGAGGAAGCAACGUGUGAGCAACGAGGCAGGUUAGGAGAACUUCUUCUGAUCCUACCUUCCCUGCAGAGCGUUGCCUGGCAGCUGGUGGAGACGCUCCAUUUGGCGGCGCUGCUCGGUGAAGCCAGAAUGGACAGCCUGCUGCAGGAGAUGUUGCUUGGAGAGGGAACUGCAAAGGGACAAGACAAUGACCUGAAACAUGAGCAGCAGAAUGACCUCAGAUCUUCCCCUGCUACCUUCACCUCUGUAACCUCCCAUGAUUAAGCCAGCAGGGAAUUCUGAUCAAGAUACACCAGCCAUGGAGUUCAAACAACAACUCUCACCACAGCAGUCUUUGAGCUCUAAAUAUGUGCUUGGAUAGCAGAGUUUAACAUAAACUGACCACUGCACUGACCUGCCAUGUUUGUUUGACCAAGAGAGUUCAGACAGAGAGGGGUGAUGUGGGCUUGAUGGAACAGCUGUGUUUGCUGAGACAAGGCAGAGAUGUGUGUUGGUUUUCUUCUCUGUAACCCUCAAAGAGCACCACAAUGCAGAAUAUGGGUCAAACUCCAAACAGUGUAAUGAGUAGUUAUAGUGUUUUAGAGCAAUAUAAAGUGCAUUAGAAAGCUUUGCAGUCAUGUGACAGGCGUCACCAUAGAGAAAAAGGACAGAUAGAACCUAUGUACACAAGUGCAAAUAGGACAAAACUGUAACCCAGCCACUCUGAGUUUUACCAUCGCAGAAAAACAGAAUGAAAAACACUAAACUUGCAUAACAAAUACCAUAAUUAAUUAGAACAAAGACUUGAUCAUUUACAAAAUGUGUUUUGCAGUGCAUUAGAUCUUCCAAAACAUGCAUUAGGUUCCUCAUAUUAAUUUAUCGUGUCAAUGUUUGAUCUUGGUUCAAGAAGGAUUUUCAGUUUUGUUACUGAGGGUAGAUCUCCUGAAUGACACAUAUAACAGAGUCAGGAAUAAAGUGUGACAGACUGAGCCUUUUGGGAAUACAGAUGGGAAAACAGGCAGAAAGUCAAACAGGAUGUUGUAGAUUUUUUCAUCACACUCACACAGAAGAUGACUGAGCCUGUAGAGGAAAACAGCAUCUUAGUUACUGAAUUUUUACUGGAUUGAAUCAUUUUUGUUCUCAGUUAAAACCUUUUCCUGAUGCACGAUAAAGACACACAGUACCUUUAGUUGAACUUAGCCCAGCUCUGAUAAUAUUGUUAUUGAACAAACUUGCACAGCCUACUUUUGACUGCCAGUCCUCUUUCAACACUUACUAAUGGCAAUGUUUGAUGACUAACAGGGACUCUUUGACACCUACCAAGAAAAAUAAAAUAAAAUCCAGGCUUUGAACAAAAAACUCUUCACUUUAACCAUAAUUGUCCCAAAAAGCAGGAACAUGUGUAUGACCUUUACAGAAAGAGCACGUUUUCCCAUUACACUGUGCUCCAAUACAAACAAAUGGCCCAGCAACACAUUUAGCACAUCUACCACUGUCUAAUUACUCCACAUCUACAGUUUUUAGGAUUUACCAGAGAAUGCAUUGUUGAUGGUAAAACGGAUUUCUGAACUGCAUCUGUCGUUUAUAAACUGAUUGGACACUUUGUCUCCACUGUGGAAAGAAUACAAAAAAACGCUCACAUGGUCCAACUGACUGCAUGUGUUAAAAUCAUUUUGUUUGUGGCUUCUGUAUUUAUAAAUAAAUAUUCUUUAAUUUUGAUGCUUCUGAUCA